This is a messenger RNA of Tripterygium wilfordii, 1942 nucleotides long. RefSeq names its product serine carboxypeptidase-like 45. NCBI's taxonomy places the organism in Eukaryota, Viridiplantae, Streptophyta, Magnoliopsida, Celastrales, Celastraceae. Gene Ontology annotation, cellular component: vacuole. Gene Ontology annotation, biological process: proteolysis. The coding region runs from base 387 to 1784 and encodes 465 amino acids. The record is from RefSeq and is a predicted model, not a curated record. The transcript is spliced from 10 exons. Gene Ontology annotation, molecular function: serine-type carboxypeptidase activity.
CAGAAACAAAUGGAAAGAAUAUAAAAAAUUUUGAAUUUUGAAGCAGUGUAGGCCGUAGGGAAAUAGACAAAAACGGGAGCAGCAGAUGGAAGUGUUGUAACUUCUGUGUAGAAAUUCCAGAUUCCACAUCCUCUGCUUUCCUUCCAUGGCUGCUGACUCAGCCUAAUGAAGAAGAGACCCAUCUCAUUUUCUCACACAUCUCUUUCACGUCUGCAACCCAAAAGCUUAAACUGUAAUGAUAAUAUAAAAACAAAUUACAGCUAUUUUAUGGUCUAUUGCCCCACAUCCUUACCUCCAUGUCUUCCACUCAACACCAUUUUAAACCCUUCUUCCCCAGCAACUUACUGCUACUACUGCUCUGAGUAACUAGUAUUUUCACUUCGAAUAUGAUGCAUUUCCCAGCAUGGAAAGCCAUGGCAAUGGCUGCUGCAAUUUUCCUUCAGGUGGGUUUUCCCUUGGAAGUCGAGUCUUCUUCAGCUCGUUCUGAUAAGAUUGAUAGGCUACCGGGACAACCCCAUGUGGGUUUCCAACAAUAUUCAGGUUAUGUCACUGUGGAUGACAAGAAAGAAAAGGCUCUCUUUUAUUAUUUUGUUGAAGCAGUAAAGGAUCCUUCUUCAAAGCCUCUGGUUCUCUGGUUGAAUGGAGGGCCUGGUUGUUCCUCACUGGGAGUAGGGGCAUUGUCUGAAAAUGGACCUUUUAGACCACAUGGAAGAACAUUGGUUAGAAAUGAAUAUAGCUGGAACAGAGAAGCAAACAUGUUAUAUUUAGAGACACCGGUUGGAGUGGGAUUCUCUUAUGCUGCCAAUAGCUCAGUCUAUGAGGCAGUGAAUGAUGAGAUAACAGCCAGGGACAAUCUUGUAUUCUUGAUACGGUGGUUCGGAAAGUUUCCACAUUACAAGCACAGGGAUUUGUUUAUAACAGGAGAAAGCUAUGCAGGCCACUAUAUUCCUCAACUUGCGAAGCUUAUGAUCGAAAUGAACAACGAUAAGCAGUUAUUCCAUUUGAAAGGAAUUGCUCUGGGAAAUCCUGUUCUGGAAUUUGCAACGGACUUCAACUCAAGAGCUGAGUACUUCUGGUCUCACGGGUUGAUAUCAGAUUCGACGUACAGAAAGUUCAGCAAAGUCUGCAACUAUUCUCGAUAUGUGAGUGAGUACUAUAGGGAUUCAGUUUCAUCUAUCUGUUCAUGGGUUAUGACACAAGUGAUCAGUGAAACCAGUAGGUUUGUGGAUAAUUAUGAUGUUACUCUCGACGUCUGUAUUUCAUCAGUUCUCUCACAAUCCAAAGUAUUAAGUCCUCAUCAUGCGUCGGAGAAAAUAGAUGUUUGUGUGGAAGAUGAAAUCGUGCAUUAUUUAAACCGGAAAGAUGUGCAGAUGGCUCUCCAUGCUCGACUUGUUGGAGUACGCAGAUGGCUUGUUUGCAGCAACAUUUUGGAUUAUGACCUGCUAAAUCUUGAGAUUCCAACGAUUCCUAUUGUCGGAUUCCUUGUCAAGGCAGGAAUUCGAGUCUUGGUUUACAGUGGAGAUCAAGAUUCUGUAAUCCCAUUGACUGGAAGCCGCAAACUGAUCCAUAGACUGGCACAGGAAUUGAGUCUAAACAAAACUGUCCCUUAUAGAGCAUGGUUUGAAGGCAAGCAGGUCGGUGGAUGGACUCAAGUUUAUGGUAACAUUCUCUCAUUUGCGACCAUACGAGGUGCUUCUCAUGAGGCUCCUUUCUCACAGCCUGAAAGAUCACUUAUGCUAUUUAAAUCAUUUCUGGAAGGCAAAAAUCUACCCAAAAUUUUCUAAUAUAAGGCCAAGAACUGUAGUAGUUAGGUUGAGAUUGUAGGUAAUUCUGCCUGUGUUGUUUACAGAUACAUACAGAAUUUGAUCUUAUAGAAGAAGGUAAAAAAAAAAAAUGGAAUUGUAAAUUCAGUUUGCUAAAUGGUUGAUUUGUCGAUUUUCAG